GCUGGGCAGCCCCGCAGCCCCGGCGGGCGGACGGAGCCGGAGCCGCUGCGGCAGCGCCGGAGCCCCGAGCCCGCAGCAUCCUCCCUGACCCAAGAUGACGACGGCCACGCCACUGACCAAUAACACUCAGCUCUCAGUGAAUGUGACCACAAAGUCCCAGGAACACAAUCUCUAUCAAAGCUCUGGAGCAAUAGUUGCUGCCAUCGUGGUGGGGGUGAUUGUUAUUUUCACAGUGGUUCUGCUCAUCCUGAAAACAUACAACAGGCGCAUGCGAGUGCGGCGGGAGCUGGAACCCAAGGGCUCCAAGCUGGCAGUGCCACCUCCUGUGGGGCACAGCAGCCACAGCCUGGCCCAGCAGCCCUCGGUGACCUUCAUCCCUGUGGACAUCCACCUGCAGAGCAGGUAA
Molecule: messenger RNA, 406 nt
Organism: Zonotrichia leucophrys gambelii
Lineage: Eukaryota; Metazoa; Chordata; Aves; Passeriformes; Passerellidae
Gene: NCMAP
Product: non-compact myelin associated protein
Exons: 4
Coding region: 95-406 (103 amino acids)
Biological process (GO): regulation of myelination; peripheral nervous system myelin formation
Cellular component (GO): plasma membrane; Schmidt-Lanterman incisure; paranode region of axon
Molecular function (GO): structural constituent of myelin sheath
Source: RefSeq, a predicted model, not a curated record